AUGAAAGUAUUAACACUUCAAAUUCUAGUUAAAGCAAACAAGCUACUAAUCAAAAAAGACAAAAUAAAUACCUCCUCCCUACUAGCCUUCAGAUUUAAGCUGCUAAGCGGAACAUUGCCAUCCAGGCAAUUACUAUACGAUCGAUACCCAAGCACCUACACUGAUAAUCUUUGUCUCAGGUGUCUUACAGCAGUAGAAAUCCAGAGUCACAUUUUUGAUUGCUAUAAAAACUUUGCAACAUACAACGAAAUGGAAAACAAGAUAAGAACAAGUCUAAUAAAGCUUGUUAGGAAAAACAACAAUAAGAAGCUCUUAACAGAAAUCGAAAAAAGAACACAAAACUAG
Messenger RNA from Acaulospora morrowiae, 345 nucleotides. The record is from the annotation of a GenBank genome assembly. Lineage: Eukaryota; Fungi; Glomeromycota; Glomeromycetes; Diversisporales; Acaulosporaceae.